AUGGAUAACUGGGACAACAGCAAUGAAUUCAUUCAGCGACUGGAUUUUUCCAGUUGUGGUGAAGAGAGUGAAGACAGAAGUGUAAAUGAGGAGGACUCUCUGAGCUCGAGCCCCCCCAGCAGCUUUGAGUUCCAGAAGUGGCAAGGGAGCAGUCCUCUGCUAGCAACCCCUCAGAGAAAGCUUAAUGAGAUCUUCCUGAGCAGGACAAAAGCCUGGGUGAGUCCCACCCUGAAGUCUUCCCCAGCUGUGAGCAAGAGCCGGCGUAAUGCCGAGACACCGCUGCACAUCACCUGGAAAAAGCUGCAGCUGUGUGACACCCCGUACACUCCCAAGAGCCUGUUAUCAAAGACAGCUUUUCCUUCACCUGGGGCAAAAGUCCCACCCAAAGGCUUCCGACAUCUGAGAUUUACUCCUGGGGCUGACUCGGAUGACUCUACCCAAGCUUCUCUUGUCAACAUUAAUCCCUUUACACCAGAGUCGUAUCGACAAAUGCUCUUUCUUCCUGAUGGCAAGCAGAAGACCAGAGGAGAGCUGAGGGAUCCUGAUCCAAGAAGCCAGAUAAAACAGGAGCUACCUACAAAGAGAUAUCCUCUGAAAGAGAGCAAUAUGGUUUCCCGCUACAAGAAGGAGUUCCUGGAACUAGAAAAAAUUGGUGUGGGAGAAUUUGGCUCUGUCUACAAGUGCAUCAAACGCCUUGAUGGAUGUGUUUAUGCCAUCAAACGCUCCAAAAGGCCUCUGGCAGGAUCCUCAGAUGAGCAGCUGGCGCUGCGCGAGGUUUAUGCUCAUGCUGUUCUUGGACACCACCCUCAUGUUGUACGCUACUACUCGGCAUGGGCAGAGGAUGAUCACAUGAUUAUCCAAAAUGAACACUGCAAUGGUGGGAGUCUCCAAGACGUGCUGCUGGAAAAUGCAAAGCUUGGCCAGUAUUUCCCAGAAGCAGAGCUGAAAGAAAUAUUGUUACAAGUCUCCAUGGGGCUAAAAUAUAUCCACAACUCUGGCCUUGUGCACCUGGAUAUCAAACCGAGUAACAUCUUCAUCUGUCACAAUCUGGCAGUCGCAGGCCCUGCUGGGCAGGAAGAGAGUGACAGUGAGGAUGAAUUCUCUUCUGGUGUGGUGUAUAAGAUCGGUGACCUUGGCCAUGUGACAUCAAUAACAAACCCCCAGGUGGAGGAAGGAGACAGACGGUUUUUGGCCAAUGAGAUUUUGCAAGAGCAAUACUGUUAUUUGCCCAAGGCAGACAUCUUUGCCCUGGCACUCACAGUAGCUCUAGCAGCCGGCACAGCACCGCUGCCUCACAACGGGGCCAUGUGGCACCACAUCCGCAAAGGCAAUAUCCCACUGAUCCCCCAGAAACUUCCUCAUUGCUUUCUUGAACUCCUCAAGCUCAUGAUCCAUCCUGAUCCAGUGGAAAGACCUUCUGCCACAGCUCUUACUAAACAUCCAGUUCUCCGUCCUUCACGUGGAAAAGCUGUGCAGCUCCAGAAGCAGCUAAAUGUGGAGAAGUGCAAGACUGCCAUGCUGGAAAGGGAACUUAAAGCAGCCCGCCUUGCCCAGACCCUCAUGAAGGACCAGCCCUUAGGAAGUGCCAAGUUGCAAGAGUCUGAAACGUCUUCUAAGCAGAACGGCAAGCGCCUGGUGGGAGGGAAAAGCUGUCGCUCAUUUAGCUUUACUUUGGAUGUUGAAGGAAAACUUCCCUCCCUUAACCUUCAGCAACAAGCACCGUAUCGCGUAGCUGAUGCGCCGUUCUGCGGGCAGCCGUCUCCUCUGAAAUACGUCGCGGGACCGCGCUUCCCGCCGGGGAAGCCGCUGCCCCCUCCCCCGCAGGGGGGCCGCAAGGGCCCGAGGAGCGCUGCGAUGGCGGAGCGGGUCUUCGCGGAGCCUGGGCUCUGCUACCCGCCAGCAUACCAGAAACCUCUCGUUUUGCAAGUGCUUCGCCAGUUUGUAAGACAUGAGUCUGAUACGGUUGGCUCGUUGGUACUCGAAAGAUCCAUGAAUCGUGUUCAGUUACUUGGUCGGGUUGGACAGGACCCUAUCAUGAGGCAAGUGGAGGGAAAAAAUCCCGUUACCAUAUUUUCUCUUGCAACCAACGAGAUGUGGCGAACAGGGGAAAGUGAGGUAACACAGGGAGGUGAUAUCAGUCAGAAGACAACGUGGCACAGGAUCUCUGUCUUCAGACCGGGCCUCAGGGAUGUUACAUACCAGUAUGUGAAGAAGGGUGCUCGUAUCUAUGUUGAAGGGAAGAUAGACUAUGGUGAAUAUACAGAUAAAAACAAUGUGAGGCGGCAGGCCACAACAAUUAUAGCAGAUAAUGUAAUUUUUCUGAGUGAUGGUGGUAUGAAAUAAAAGGUGUGAAGCUGUUAGCGCUUGGACCCCAGGCCAUUUCAUUCCUUUUGUUUUACAGUGCUUCAUAAUCCUGUAAUCAUGUAUAUGGCUGUAGUUUCUUUAAAAAAUGAAUAAAAUGUUUGAUA
Charadrius vociferus (killdeer) is the source of this 2468-nucleotide messenger RNA. RefSeq names its product wee1-like protein kinase 2. The transcript is spliced from 19 exons. The record is from RefSeq and is a predicted model, not a curated record. Lineage: Eukaryota; Metazoa; Chordata; Aves; Charadriiformes; Charadriidae. Gene Ontology annotation, biological process: protein phosphorylation; DNA replication; regulation of meiosis I. Gene Ontology annotation, molecular function: ATP binding; single-stranded DNA binding; protein kinase activity. The coding region runs from base 1 to 2343 and encodes 780 amino acids.